Molecule: messenger RNA, 2934 nt
Organism: Myotis daubentonii (Daubenton's bat)
Lineage: Eukaryota; Metazoa; Chordata; Mammalia; Chiroptera; Vespertilionidae
Gene: GGPS1
Product: geranylgeranyl diphosphate synthase 1
Biological process (GO): isoprenoid biosynthetic process
Molecular function (GO): prenyltransferase activity
Source: RefSeq, a predicted model, not a curated record
GGCGGCAGGCGGGGUGGGGGGACCGGAUGGGCAGGAGGGCGGGGUCUGGAGGAAAGAAAGAAGGAUGGUGAGGCCCCGGAUGCUGAACCUGAUUGGGUCCGUACGUUCUGCGUCCCCUCGCGGGCGAAGGGGAAGAACUGGAGGGGCCCCCGGAUCGGGGCGGAAAGGGGCAUCGGAGCGGAGAGGAAGCGGAGCCUCGCGGGCCGGGCGACCCUGCAGGCGGAGCGGAUGCUGGAGGCUCCCGGCCCGGCCGCGGUGGAAAGUCGGCCUCGGAGGAGUUGUUCAACCCCCAGCCCGCUUCUCGGGUCGUUCUCUGCAGACCCGUCGUCGGCCGGAAAGGUUGCCUGCGCUUCCGAGCUGCGCUGACAUUUAUCAUCUUUGAAAUCCAACAAUAAUGGAGAAGACUCAAGAAAAAGUCCAAAGAAUUCUUCUAGAACCCUACAAGUACUUGCUUCAGUUACCAGAUUAUCAUUGAAGUGACGGAAAUGUUACAUAAUGCCAGUUUGCUCAUCGAUGAUAUCGAAGACAACUCGAAGCUCCGCCGUGGCUUUCCCGUGGCACACAGCAUCUAUGGGAUUCCGUCUGUCAUCAAUUCUGCCAAUUAUGUAUAUUUUCUUGGCCUAGAGAAGGUCUUAACUCUUGAUCACCCCGAUGCAGUUAAGCUUUUUACGCGCCAGCUCUUGGAACUCCAUCAGGGACAAGGCCUGGAUAUUUACUGGCGGGAUAGCUACACCUGUCCCACGGAAGAAGAAUAUAAAGCUAUGGUGCAGCAGAAGACAGGCGGACUGUUUGGAUUAGCCGUGGGUCUCAUGCAGUUGUUCUCUGAUUACAAAGAAGAUUUAAAGUCACUACUUGAUACCCUGGGGCUCUUUUUCCUUAGAGAUGAUUAUGCUAAUCUACACUCCAAAGAAUAUAGUGAAAACAAAAGCUUCUGUGAAGAUCUCACGGAGGGGAAGUUCUCGUUCCCCACUAUUCAUGCCAUUUGGUUGAAGCCUGAAAGCACGCAGGUGCAGAACAUCUUGCGCCAGAGAACCGAAAACGUAGACAUUAAAAAAUACUGUGUACAUUACCUUGAGAACGUGGGUUCUUUUGAAUACACGCGGAAUACUCUGAGAGAGCUGGAAGCUAAAGCCUACAAACAAAUCGAUGCGCUUGGUGGGAACCCUGAACUGGUAGCUCUAAUAACACACUUAAGUCAGAUGUUCAAAGAAGAGAAUUAGUAAUAGUAAGCCAUUCUCGAUUAGGCCUGACAGCUUAUUUGAGUCGGUUAUUUUUUUGUCUUUUAGCCUAUCUUUUUAUAAAUUUGGAGCAAGCUGUUUGUCUCUAAGAACUGAGUGGACGGGGCGGUGCGGGGGAGGUGGUUUCCACGUAGAGCCACUCUGUAAUCAUUGUACGGAACUGAAGGAACCGAGAGGAGUCACAUUGAAAUAGGUGUCAUGUGAAUGUCGCAGUGUGCUGUGUCGGGUCUCUGUGGCCAGCUCGGCCAUGAGUGUUUGAUUGAUUCUGUCAAUAAAGAAUUCGACUUCCUUCUUCUCUGCACUGGGAGCAGCUCUCCUCUUCCCCUGAACAUGGCCGCCUGCGCCAAGUUGGUCUCCACCCCUCCUCCGACAGGAGCACCUCUGGGCUGCUGGGGGGGUCGCUGCGUGCAGUGGUGCUGGGACGACCGGACACACAGAGGUGAGAGCCGCAGCAGCCUGCCAGCCCCACGUCCCCUGACCUCGCUUACUUCCAGCCGCAGCUUCCAAACCAGCACCACCUCAAGGGACAGUGACGCCGCAGCCAGGUUCCUCGGGGCUGGGGCUGGGACUGUGGGAGCCUCCUCCCUGUUAUGCUGGGAACCCUUCUCUGAAGCAACAGCCCUUCAGUGCCAUUCUGGGCUCUGCCCUCUCAGAGGCCAUGGGGCUCGUGCCUGGUGGUGGCCUUGCUCUCCCUCUGCCAUGUGACGUUGCUGUCUCCACCUCAUAUACCUUCUCCCGUGCCUGGUCUGCCCUGUAUGUUCCUUUUCCUCCUCCCCAGGCAACCAGGGGAAAGUGGCUGGCUCAGGGUUUGACAGAGGGAAGACAGUAAUAAGAAGAAAAAAAAAGCUUGUAGGAAUAUUGAUACUUCUAACUAUGCUGUAUGGGCAGUUCCCACUUCAUCUACAUCUCGCUGGCCCAUAGGCUAUGGGAACUCCUCUUCCUAAAUGUUGCUGCUUAGAGUAUCGGUCUCCCCCCGGAAAUUCCCGCCAAAGGCUCUCAUGGGAAGGCUGACGGUGACAACAGCACCAAGAAGUCUCCCCUCAUGCCGGCCCAAGUUGGUUGGUUGGUAAGUAACUGGUGCCCCCAGGCUGAUUAGUAUCUGGGCACAAUGACGUCUGUCCAUUUGGAAAGAAAAAAAGUACAUGGAGAAGUAUUUUAAGAAGGAGCCUUUAAACCUUUGUCUAUUUUCCCAGGGUUAAUAGUAAAAGUCAUAAAAGAGCAGUUUGCUCACAGCAGAAGGAAAUGCCCUUUUCCUUCCACGCACCACCCACUAGAAGGCAGUUGGUGCUUGAAUAGAAAGGGAGCUGUGGGCCUCUAAUCUCUGAUUAAAGGAGAGUGUGAACCUGAGACCUAGUCGCCAUGGCUACCCCAUCAGGCACUAACUAGCCGUCCAGUGCCUUAACGCUGACUCCCUCGUGUGUAAUUCCCAGCCCAAACCCCUGGAGCCAUCUGUGGCCAAGAGGUAGGAAAAGAGACCUCGGUUGCUGUGUUAGACGUUGCUGAAUCCCGAAAUGAAAGUUGUGCUUCUCAGAAACAGUGCGUUUGGCGUGAUUGGUUCUAUAGGAUGUUCUCUCAGAUCUAAUCACCAGCACCUGCACUUGCAUGAGACCUUCUCACCAAAGCGCUCAAACCUUUUCAAUAAGAUGGAGGACACCUCGGUCAGAUUUUCAACAAUAAAGAUAAAUUUCUUUUUUAA